GGUCGACGUCAUAGUAAACAGGAAGUUGUCUCGCCGGCUGCUGCGCGUGUGACAGCAACAUCUGUCAACAGGAAAAAAGGCCAUGGCGACAGACUCCUCACUUCUCAACUCCGAGCUGGAGCUACAGCAGCAAGAGGAGCUGUAUCAGCAGCUGCUGUUGCAGACAAUGGGACAGGUGCAAAGUGAAAAUCCAGACUCCAAAGUAAUCCGACCACAGCCUGGCAUGUGUGUGAAGACUCUGUCUCAGCCUGACAAGCAGAAGAUCUUCAUCAACAUCUGUCAGUCAAACUCGGUCCCGCCCCCUCCAGAGCUUUCCAAAGAGGAGCUUGUGGAGCUGCUUGAAUCAGAGGAUCCCACAGGUUACAGAGUGCCCAUGAGUCUAGGCGAGCCCCAUACAGAAAUAGACAACAGUUCCCAGGGAUGCACAGCCUAUGAUGUUGUUAUCAACCAAGAAUUUUUCAACAAGUGUCAGAAGGAUCCCCUAUUCCAGCAGUUCCUCAUCCUGGUGUCUUUGGAGGGUUUAGAGAACAAGUACAGCCUUGAGCUGAGCAGAGACUGGAAGGUGCUGAAAAACAGGAAGUUUUUUGGUUCUCUAAACGAGCAGAACAUCCGGACACGGAGCCGACCAGUCAUCCAAGAACUGCAGCCUCAGAAAUGCCCCACUGCUGCUGCCAAAAGACCUGAGUUCAGUUUGCUUGUGGAGCCCCCUGCUGGAGAUCCUGAGUACCUCAUAGCAGAAAUACAACUUCCAGGCGUGCCAUCGUCUCGAUCUCUGGUUCUGGACGUUGGAGAAGACCGGCUGGUGCUGACGGCUCGGCCCUCGCUCUUCCACCUUGACAUCUUCCACCCGUUUCUCAUUGACCAGGAGAAGAGUGUGGCACAGUACAACACUAACACACAGAUCCUUACAGUGACCAUGCCCGUAGUUUCUUCAUGAAGCACCAAAAUCAAUGUGUCAUUAUUUUUUGCUGUUAUUAUGUUAUAAAAAUAAAGAUAUUAUUUUCAUAUAUUA
Messenger RNA from Myripristis murdjan (pinecone soldierfish), 1012 nucleotides. RefSeq names its product PIH1 domain containing 1 (gene pih1d1). Gene Ontology annotation, biological process: rRNA processing; box C/D snoRNP assembly. The coding region runs from base 83 to 937 and encodes 284 amino acids. Lineage: Eukaryota; Metazoa; Chordata; Actinopteri; Holocentriformes; Holocentridae. Gene Ontology annotation, cellular component: R2TP complex; ribonucleoprotein complex; cytoplasm. The record is from RefSeq and is a predicted model, not a curated record. The transcript has 11 exons.